AUGAAAGGAUUAAGAAAUAAGUUUGUGAAAGCAUUAUCGUUCAAAGAUGAAGCCCGGUCAGAUAAGGAUGUUAAUGAUCUCAAAAAAGACGAAACCAAAAAUGCUGCCCCCAAGGAAAAUCAAUCAUCCUCAAGACUAAAACACAGCCGUUCAAGAAAGGAGAUGAAAAAGUCGAAAAGUUCAAACGCAUUGUCGAAGGCUAACAAAUCUUCUUUGAGCAGAGAAGCCGCUGAUGAAAAAACGAACAGUGGUGGAAAUAACGACAAAGAAGAUGCAGUUAAUGCACAGCCAAAAACCGUUUCGAGUCAAUCUGACGUAGACGAGCAAACAUUGGGUUCAUUAAAGCCGGCUUCUAUAUCGCUUCCUGAUCUAAAUUUGGCGACUGAAAUACACGUUACUUCAGAUCAUUCAAAUGCGGGUUCUUACACGUCUUUUCAUCCAACUCCUUAUUUAUCUCCGUCAGCAUCAACAUCUUCUAAUAAGCUCUUGUCUCCGGUUCCGGAUAACGAUGUUGAUCUUCCUAACAAUGUACGCCGGAUGGUUUUUCAUCGUCAGCAUUCUUCUCAGUUCCAAGUUUCCGAAAAAAGAAAUCUCACCAGACUUCCCUCUUUCGAUGAAGUCCAUCCUUCAGAGUGCGAACAACUAUUUAUUAAAAAAUUGGAUCAAUGUAAUGUAAUUUUUGAUUUUAAUGAUCCUUCAUCUGAUCUAGAAAGCAAAGACUUGAAAAGUGAAGCUCUGGCUCAGAUGAUCGAUUUGGUUACGUUUAAUCGAGGAAUAGUUAAUACUCUUCUUUUCUCUCAUGUUUUGCACACUUUUUCUGUCAAUUUGUUUCGUCCCACACCUUCUUUUGCUUAUAAUGACUAUAGAGAUAUUUUGGUAUCUUUAGAAGAAGAGCCAUAUUUAGAGCCAGCUUGGCCCCAUAUGCAACAAGUUUAUCUACUGUUUAUUCGUUUUCUUGAGUCACCCGACUUUAAAGUUACGAAGUCCAAAUCUUUAGUCGAUCGCUGCUUUUUUAAUAAUUUAUUAAUGUUAUUUAAUUCUGAGGACCCUAGAGAGCGUGACCUUUUAAAAACUGCCUUGCAUCGCAUAUAUGGAAAGUUUUUGAACUUACGCUCACAUAUUAGAAAGGCUAUGAGCAAUGUUUUUUUGCAAUUCACGUUUGAAAAAGAAUCAUUUCAUGGCAUAGCUGAAUUAUUAGAAAUUCUUGGAAGUAUUAUUAAUGGGUUUGCUGUACCAUUAAAGGAAGAGCACAAAACAUUUUUAACAAAAGUACUCAUUCCUUUGCAUCAAACCAAAUCCUUAUUUUUAUAUCACCCACAACUGACAUAUUGCGUUGUACAGUUUAUUGAUAAAGAACCGUCUUUGACAAAGUUGGUCAUGACCGGUAUUUUGAAGUUUUGGCCUCGUGUGAAUAGCUUCAAGGAAGUAAUGUUUUUGAACGAAUUAGAAGAUAUUUUUGAGGUGUUAGAACCUUCGGAGUUUGUUCAUAUUCAAAUCCCUCUUUUCCAGCAGCUUUCCCGCUCUAUCGCGAGUCCGCAUUUUCAAGUUGCAGAGCGUGCUUUGUGUUUUUGGAGUAAUGAAUACUUUACAAGCUUGGUAAGCGAAAAUUUGGAUACGAUUUUGCCAAUUAUUUAUCCUUAUGUGUACAACACUACCAAAGACCACUGGAAUAUAACUAUACAAGCAAUCGCGUGUAAUGUUAUGCAGAUAUUUGUUGACAUGAAUCUUGAGUAUUUCAAUGUUGUCGCCGAACGCUGCCACAACGAAAUCGUAUUAGAGAAAGCGAAGCGCGAAGAUUCCAAUCUAAGAUGGGCUGCGCUUGAAAAACUUGCUGCAAUGAAUAAAGGAUCCACGAGAUAUUAG
Schizosaccharomyces osmophilus is the source of this 1863-nucleotide messenger RNA. It is a transcript of the gene par2, whose product is annotated as serine/threonine protein phosphatase PP2A regulatory subunit B-56 Par2. Gene Ontology annotation, biological process: signal transduction. The transcript has 5 exons. Gene Ontology annotation, molecular function: protein phosphatase regulator activity. The record is from RefSeq and is a predicted model, not a curated record. The coding region runs from base 1 to 1863 and encodes 620 amino acids. NCBI's taxonomy places the organism in Eukaryota, Fungi, Ascomycota, Schizosaccharomycetes, Schizosaccharomycetales, Schizosaccharomycetaceae. Gene Ontology annotation, cellular component: protein phosphatase type 2A complex.